AUGUCAUUCUUGAACAAUUUAAAUGCGUUUCUAGAGUCGGAUGAUAAACAUAUACUAAUCAGUAUUGAUUUGGUGAAUGAGCCUGUGGCAAGAUAUGAUCCUCCAUUUGUCCCUUCAUCACCUUCUCAAGAAGAAAAGAGAUUGCCCUUUAUCCUCAAAGACUUGAAUCUGUUCAGGUAUAAUGAAAGUCUCGAUGCCAAUGUGUCUCCCGUUCGUUCACUGUCAGUUAAUCAGAGCUACGACUUGAUCAAUAGCAAUCAUGACUACCUUCGUACGCAUGACUCACAUCUAAAUUCCACAUUCUCAUCUGUGGUUCCAAAAUUGAAGGUUAAUGUUUUGCUGCUGCUGCAGAGAUGCGUAUUCCCGUUUGACAAAUUUAACGAAAUGCAAUCAAAGUGCUUUAAUGUUGUAUACGGAACCACAAAGAAUUGUGUUCUCAGUUCUCCCACAGGUUCAGGUAAAACUGUGGUGUUUGAAUUGGCAAUAUUACGUGCGAAUGAAACCUUAUACGACUGCAAGGUGCUUUACCUAGCUCCAACAAGAGCCUUGUGUAGUGAACGAAAAGAUGACUGGUCCAAAAAGUUUGCCCCACUUGGCAUAACAGUUGGUAUGUUGACAGGUGACACAUCAUAUAGAGAGACAGAAAGCGUACGCAACUCAAGAGUCAUUAUUUCAACCCCAGAAAAGUGGGACAUGAUUACCAGAAAAUGGAACGACUACAAAAAGUUGUUUAGCUUGGUCAAAUUGCUUCUUGUGGAUGAGGUACACGUACUUAAGGAGCCACGUGGUGCAACUUUGGAGGUGGUCAUGACUCGAAUGAAGAGAAUCUGUGUGGGGUUGAGAAUCUUGGCAAUAUCUGCCACAGUUGCAAAUGCUCAUGAUAUUUCAACUUGGCUCGAUGCUGAAACACUAAUUUUUGGUGAAGAAUAUCGUGCAGUUAAGUUGCAAAAAAUUGUUUACGGUUACAAACCCAACAAUGAGAAUGACUUCUCUUUCGAUAAUCAGUUGAAUUCAAAGUUGGUUGAGGUUAUAGAGAAGCAUUCAACAGGAAAGCCUGUAUUGAUUUUCUGUGCAACUAGAAAUAGUUGCCAGUUUACAGCAAAGUUCUUAGCUGAGAAGAUAUGUGCAAAGGGAGUUGUUUUAAAACUAAAGGAUAGAGAAUUAGCCAAUUUAAUGAAGACUGGUGUUGGAUAUCACCAUGCGGGAUUAACUUAUGCUGAUCGAAAACUAAUUGAGGCUGCUUUCUUGAAUGGCGACUUGGGGUAUCUAUGUUGUACUUCAACGCUUGCUGUGGGUAUCAAUCUACCUGCAUAUUUAGUUAUUAUCAAAGGCACAAGGUGCUGGUGUGAAAGCACAUUUCAGGAGUAUUCAGAGACAGACAUCUUGCAAAUGAUUGGUAGGGCAGGGAGACCACAAUUUGAAAAUGAAGGGGUAUCUAUUAUCAUGACUAACAGCAAGCUAAAGCUAAAAUAUGAACGGUUGAUUAUGGGAACCGAAAAGGUCGAGAGUUCGUUGCAUUUGAACUUUUCCGAGAAUCUUUUAGCAGAAAUCGCUGUCGGUAAUAUUAGCUCAAUUGAUGACGCGCUCAGUUGGUUAAAAACCACAUACUUUUACGUUCGGUUUCUCAUCAAUCCUCUGUAUUAUGAUAUUCCUAAACCAACUACAACAGAAGAAAACUUGCUUAGGUUUUGUAUGAACCAAACAGAUAAGUUAAUUAAAGAGGAUCUAAUUCAUGAUUUCAAGUGUACAAAGUUUGGACUAUCCAUGACUAUGCAUUAUAUCAAAUUUGAUACUAUGAAAGUGAUUUUAAAUGCUAGUGGGCAGCUUAAUAUAUCCGAAUUGUUCGAUAUUCUUGCCAAGGCUGCAGAGUUCAGUGAAGUCAAGAUCAAGCAUCAAGAAAAGAGAUUGUAUAAGGAGCUAAACAAGUCCCCCUUGAUGAGAUAUCCAUCAGAAUCAAAAGUGAGCACCAUAAUUCAGUAUGAACUUGGUGGUUUGGAAUUUCCAAACUACAACGGAGCUCAAAAGUUGCAAUCAAGUUUUUUAGGUGACAAGUUUUUUGUGUUCAAACAUGUAUCGCGGAUACUCAGGGCAAUGAUGGACGUAUUCGUUGAGAAAAAGAAUGCAAAGUCUUUGGUAAAUCUGGGAUAUGUCAUGCGUUCUAUUACAGCUAAAGGAUGGGAAGGAUCACCUAAUGAGCUUAAACAGCUUGAUACUGUUGGUAUCAAGAGUAUCAAGAAGUUGGUGAACCAUAAUGUGCUUACGUUGAUGGACGCUAAAACAUUGUCGCAAACACAAAUUGAGCAAUUUUUGGGCCUAAAGGUUGGAGCUGGUGCUAAAUUGAAAAGGGCAUUGUCAUCGAUACCUAAGAUUGAUGUUGAUGCCCAUUUGAAUGGAUCGGAGGUUCAGAUAAAUAUAAGAAUUGAACCCAUCACGAAAAUCUUCAAAAAUGAAACUCUUUAUUUGCAGGUGAUAAGCUUUAGUGGUGAUAGACUUGUCGACUUUAGAAGGGCUUCUUUGAAGAACUUUACUGAUGGUGGUUUUGUUGUUCCAUAUUGUGGUCAGAUGGUUGAAAUUGAGGCCAGUGUCAUGUGUGGCGUUUUUCGAAAAGUCAGUGUUGGGGAAUCCAAAAAGCCCAUAGAGGACGUUGACCCAAAUUUUGAAUUCUCUUCAUCCUUAACUUCAUUGAGCGAUAUAUUUGCCAUUCAGCAUGUACAGAAAGACGCUUCCCAAGACAAAUGCAAGAACGCAUGUUUGAUUGAAGGUGUAGAGGAAGAAAACAAUUCUGGUACUUCCCAUUUGCUUUCUAGUUCGUCUACCAAGGCAAUUGUGGAUGCGGCUCCUCUCGUUGCGAUUCGAAAAUGCUCAAAGAAGAAGGUUAGGAGAAAAAGAUCGAUCUUUGAUGUUCAUUCUGAUGACUCAGAUGAUGCAGUUUCAAACAACAUCGCCGAGAGGAAAAAGCCGAAAGAUAACCUGAAUAAAGCACCAGUCAAGACUGACACCUUGUUGCGUGAAAGUGGUGAGCGCGUUGGCAAGGAGUCUUUGCGUCAGAAAGAAACAAAGCUAGAGUCAAAUGAGAGGAACAGAGAAGGCAGAAGUGAAGUUCAUGCUGAAAAUCAAGUCAAAAGCGAUUGUACGAGCUGGGACACCACUGAACUACUGGAUGGUAUGAGGGCAACUGAAGGCCUCAAUAAGGGAAGUUCAAAUCCGAAGAUUGAGGAAGAAGCCCCUACAAAUUCUAAAAAGGAAUCAAUUUCAUUCCACAGUGUAAGUACUAGAAGCACUGCCAAGCAUUUUGAUGUACAUCUUGAUAAAGAUGGCUCACAAAUUACUCAGGUAGAUGAUGAUGUCUUGGAAGAAUUUCAGCAGUUUUUUGGGAGCGACGUGCUCGUCGAAUAA
Messenger RNA from Lodderomyces orthopsilosis Co 90-125, 3396 nucleotides. RefSeq lists its product as uncharacterized. Gene Ontology annotation, molecular function: nucleic acid binding; ATP binding. The record is from RefSeq and is a predicted model, not a curated record. The coding region runs from base 1 to 3396 and encodes 1131 amino acids. The transcript is spliced from 2 exons. Lineage: Eukaryota; Fungi; Ascomycota; Pichiomycetes; Serinales; Debaryomycetaceae.